AUGCCUGCUUUUUUGGGCGGCCCUUUUCUGCGUGAAAGAAAAGCUUCCCAACGUGCUUUCGACGUUUCUCCCCGAGGUAAAGGCCAUCUCAUUGAGCAUGUAAUGGUCUGACCCCAGUGUUCUUUCAAUAACGGCGCUUAGCGUAAACAUAAUAGUUGAAUUCGAAAAAAAAAAGAAUUCUGGGUUUCGCAUUACGUAAAGAUCUAUGGACAUGAAGUGCAAUCGUUCUGGGUGCAAUGUUGUCUUCGCACCAAUGGGAAGGCCACAUGCCAUUCGCAAACAAUUGAUUUUUAUUUUCGCCAUUUAGGCCGUUAAAAGCGAGGGUCAUGACAUUACUACCUAUUUGUUCAAUGUGGAGGAAAAGGUGCCCAGUUCAAACAAACCAGCUCCUCCCAAGGAAGAUACAGAAGAAAGUCAACUGAAAAUUGUUGAGGAAAAUAACGAGACCCAUCGGAAACCAGAAGAUCAGGAUGAUGAUAUUCAAAUUGUUGAAGAAGUUAAUCAGAAGCCAAAGGAACAAAGUAAAGGAAUUGAAGAAAUUCAAGAGGAAAAGAAGGGAACGGAAGAACCACAGGAACAAAAGGCACAAGAAUCAGAGUCUCCGAUGAAAGACGAAGGGCCUCUUACUAUCGAUGAUGAUGAAGUGGACUAUGAAGAACACGAAGAACCUGAAAUUGUCGACAAAGAAACUGUUGAGGCCAAAGAAGCGUCAAAGGAAGAUGAAUCUCAAAAAGAUCAGCCUGAAAGUGGAGACAGCGCUGAUUCCAAACUCGUUAAUUCUCGGAAUGUGGAGUCAUCUAACGCAAAUGGCAACAAUGAGAACGGGGAAGAUGAACAAGACUGCAAUCUUUGGAUAUCCAACAUCCCCAACACCACCAAAGCGUCGGAUCUCAAGGUAGUUUUUAGAUACGGGAGGUUAAGUUUAUCUGGUUCAGGGUCUCUUCCUCGACUACGGAAAAGUUACCACGGCCAAGAUCUUCACAACUAGAAAUAACACUUCUCCCGCUUGCUUUGGAUCAGUUACUAUGGCUGAUCCCAAUUCUGCCAUUGCAGCCCAAAAAGGAGUUAACAGGAUCAAUUGGAAGGGAAGAAUCAUCUCCGUUGAAUUGGUCACUAACAAACAAGCGACCCGAGUCCCGGACAGGAAGCCAAUCGAACCGCCAUCCAAGUCCCCGCCAAAGGAUAUUCGGGAUGAUAAGGGCAAGGAAAAGGCCCAGACAGUAUCCAAAAACGACUCCAAAGAGGUCAAACGAGCCGAGAUCAAGCCUCCAGGAUCUAAGAGGGCCGAGAUCAAGCCUCCUGAAAAGAGUCCACCCAAGGGUACAGCCCCUUGCCCAGUUUGUCUAAUCGUAUUUUAGGUGAUUCCAAGCCCCGUCGCAUCUCCGAAACGAAACCUGUAAAGCACGAAUCCCGCCGCUCUCCGCCCCGCAGCAAUCUCCGCCCUCGUGGAGGAAAGUCGGCGCCCUCAAGGAAAGACGAGAGGUCCAACAAUUACCGACACGGCGACAGAUAUGAUCGACGACAGGAACAACCUCAUGGAUACUCCCAGCGUGUUCACGAGGAUCGCCGUUAUCGAGAACAUGUGGGAUAUGAGGAUCCUCGUGCCCGUUAUGGAUACGAAGAGCCCAGGCCCAGAGUAUUUGAAAGUGAAGAAGUGCGACGUCUUCUACAUGAACGAGAAGUACAGCAUAAGAAAAGGGAGCUUGAAUUGGAGAAGGAAAGAGCUAGAGCUCAGAUUCAACUGGAAAGAGAGCGACUGGAGAAGGAACGGCUCGCCGUGGAACAACUCAAACUCCAAGUCCAGCUCCAGGCCCAGCAACAAGCUGUUGCCCAAAACUUUGGGCAAUUCGUUCCGAGCCUGGAUAGUAAAACUGCUAAGAAAGAUAUUAACUCAUCGCGGCCUCGCAGGGAGGACACGCGUUUUGCUGGAAGGUAUCUCCGUCUGUGUCAUUUAUUUUGUCAUAUUUCUUUGUUGAUAUCUCAAGUGAUAUUUUGUUUUUAGAAGACGUAGUCGGUCUCCACCUCGCCGUUCUCCCCCCAGAAGAAGAAAUGACAGCAGAAGAAGUCGAUCUCCACCGGCCAAGAGAAGAGAUGACAGGGAUAUCAAGGAGAAGUAUGACAAGUAUCCCCCUGUCAAGAACAGUUCUUCCCGCGCCCUAUUAAAUCAUUCUUCUGGAUAUUCGGACAGAAGGAGAUCAUCACCGACUGCAAAUGUUCAUUCUGCUUCUGGACAUGAUGCUUGUGAGUUUAAUGGUACUAUUAGAGUUACUCUGUGAUCUUGUUUGUUUACUCAUUAAGAUUCUUUCAGAUGGUAUGUCCAGUUCCUAUUCCACGACUAACUCAACGAAGAGGGCCGCGGAUACAACUACAAUCUACAAUGAGAAACUUGCUAACUUGGGCUCAGCUUUUGCUGGGGGUGUUCCCCAACAAACUUCUUACUCUUACCAGCGAUCUGCUGCUACUGCGCCGACUGCCUACAAUAGCCGAGAUCAGUAUUAUGAUACUGGAGUCCCUUAUCAAGGCACGGUCCAUCAAUUCGAAGCUCCAGAGACCUCUAGUUACGAGACCCAGUUGCCAGGAGCAUGGUCCCGACAUCGCACUGAAUGGGAGUACCCAGCUGCAGCCAACAAUACAGCCGAGUACAAGUCCUACUCUCGACAAUAUUAA
Bursaphelenchus xylophilus (pine wood nematode) is the source of this 2667-nucleotide messenger RNA. Lineage: Eukaryota; Metazoa; Nematoda; Chromadorea; Rhabditida; Aphelenchoididae. The record is from the annotation of a GenBank genome assembly.